AUGUUCGACUGGCACACCAAGUGGGCUUUCCGGCUCAAUGACAGCACCGGCAAAAUCUACAAGAUUGAUGAAAUGAUCAUGGGUGCAAUUAUGGACAGCCCCGACUGUAUCGCAAUGCUCUACCGAGCUGGUGUACCUGGUUGGUAUGUCCGACCGCCCUCAAGUAUCCCACAUGACAUGACUAUUCGUUGCAUCGUCGCACCUGGUUGGGAAAAAAUGCCAACGACACGCAGUCCCUGCCAGAACUGGCGUGAGGGGCAUUUUGGUCCCACUGACGCUCAAGUCGUUGCCAAGGAGGCCCCAAGUGGUCCUGCCAUGGUGGUGUCUUUUCCAUCCGCCCCAUCUUCGUCCCAUGGAGCCGCCAUCCAAAUGUCGAAUAAACCUGCACAAGGCAAGUUCCCUUCUGGCCCAUCUCGGCGGUUACUAAUUGAAUUGGAGCCGGAUUUGGACUAUGUACCACUGCAAUCCGCUGCCUGGAAGAAGGCGUUAGCAGCGGUGGAUACCGAUUCUCGCCGCAUAACCUCGAACCCCAUCGGGAACAAGCUCCGCGGUUAUCAAUUCCCGGACCCCUUUCUCUUUAUCACCGGCACAAACCAUAGAAGCAUGAUACUGGCUUGGCUGAUGAUGCAAGCUCAGUGGCUUCAGUCGCUCAUCAACGUCGAUACCGNCCUGCAUCACCCCCGCAUUGGCGGAAUAUCUCUAUGA
Molecule: messenger RNA, 705 nt
Organism: Laccaria bicolor S238N-H82
Lineage: Eukaryota; Fungi; Basidiomycota; Agaricomycetes; Agaricales; Hydnangiaceae
Exons: 4
Coding region: 1-705 (234 amino acids)
Source: RefSeq, a predicted model, not a curated record